Messenger RNA from Musa acuminata AAA Group (dessert banana), 1403 nucleotides. RefSeq names its product protein BIG GRAIN 1-like. The record is from RefSeq and is a predicted model, not a curated record. Lineage: Eukaryota; Viridiplantae; Streptophyta; Magnoliopsida; Zingiberales; Musaceae. The transcript has a single exon. Gene Ontology annotation, biological process: auxin-activated signaling pathway. The coding region runs from base 263 to 1144 and encodes 293 amino acids.
GAUCAACGACCAGGGUCCCGUACACGUAGAGGAAUGACGAAUCGCCACGUCAGCUCCGACCUCGGGCGUGAAGCCUUUAUUAAGGAGAGGAGAAGGCGAGCGACCUCCUCACAGCCUCGUUCUCCGUCGGUCACGCCCUUCGCCUUCCUCUUCUUCUUCCCUUCUAUUAGAAAAAGAUAUAUAUUAUUCGAUCCGAUGAAGAUAAAUUAGCGGGGAUACAAAUAAAAGACCUGUAUUAAUAUUCGAGAUUUUGAUCAUUAUAAUGGGAAACGAGGCAUGGCGGCUCCGUCACGGGCACCGCUCCUUCUCGUCGUCCCUCCUCGACGCCAUCGAGCGCUCCAUGGACGACCCCAUCGCCCCCAAGAACGAGGAAAUGGCGAAUCGCCUCGCUCACGGAGCAUCCGACUUCCUGGUUCCCCUCGCCUCCAUGGAGCGGAGGCCCACGGCGACCGUGACCCGACCCCGGCGUCCAGACUUCCCCCCGUUCUCCACUUCCAGCUCCUCCUGCAACUCCACUUCGAGCGGCUUCUUCUCCUCCUCCUCCGAGCGCGAGUCCCCCGCCGCCCUCCCGCUCAGACUCCGACCGAGCAGGUCGCCGCCACCCGACCAGCACCGCCAGCAGGACAAGGAGAGAUCGGGCUCGACUCGGACAAAGCUACGAGGUCUGAAGAAAUAUAAGGCGCCAGGGUCGCCGGGGGCCCUCCUUGCGGGGUUCCUCAACUCGCUCUGCACCGCGGCGGCGGGGGACCGGGCGAAACCGAAGCCAUCACCCUCCGACGCGGACUCCGCCUGCUCGGCCGUCUCGUCGCGGGCGCGACCUUGCCUUAGCAAGGCUCCAUCGACGAGGGAUCCAGCGGAGGGCGGGAACAGGUCAGUGAGGUUCCGCGCCGAUGGGGAGGGUCCGCGGCGAUGCGGGCAGAGGAAGAAAAACGCGUGCGGCGGGGAUCACGCGGUGGUGGAGGCGAGAGGGGUGAAGAUGAGGGUGGAAGAGCUCUUGCGAACGUUGGCGGAGGAGGGAGAAGAGGAACAGGACGAUCUGUUUGAGUUGGAAAACUUGAUGGUGAUGGAAGGGGGUAGUUACAGGGACGAGCUUCCGGUGUACGGCACGACCCGUCCCGAGAAGAAUCGCUCGAGGUCUAACUGACGCUAUAAUUAUAGAGGAAGAAAAAUAGGAAGUAUAUUGCGCUAAUGUUGGAAAAUAUGGGCGGGAAGUAAAAUAAAUAAAUAAAUAAAUAAUGGAGGCUAACCGUCUGGGUCUCAACGGCGCAAGUCGAAUCUCCGCGCGAAUCUUAAAGCUACGGAUGCUCUUCUUCCUUGAUCUACCUUUCUGUCUUAGAUGUAUAUUUGGUCAGGCGUGUUUCCAAGGUUUAAUCUUCUAUCAGAAGUAUGUGUGAGUUGGCACC